This is a messenger RNA of Morone saxatilis (striped sea-bass), 3258 nucleotides long. RefSeq names its product SAM pointed domain-containing Ets transcription factor. The record is from RefSeq and is a predicted model, not a curated record. The transcript is spliced from 6 exons. NCBI's taxonomy places the organism in Eukaryota, Metazoa, Chordata, Actinopteri, Moronidae. Gene Ontology annotation, cellular component: nucleus. Gene Ontology annotation, molecular function: sequence-specific DNA binding; DNA-binding transcription factor activity, RNA polymerase II-specific. Bases 399 to 1403 code for a protein of 334 amino acids. Gene Ontology annotation, biological process: regulation of transcription by RNA polymerase II; cell differentiation.
CUUUGCACUCACUCAUCCAGUCACUUGCCCUCUCUCCUCACUUUGUACACACCCCCAGCAGGUGCUUUCACUUGAGGUUUAGUUUGCAGUUGUGCUCUGGGCUCUGACUUUCAGGUUAAGCUUAGACUGCACCACAGAGCCUGGGAGGGUCCGAGGCCUCAAGCUGGGGGCUCUGAGACAAUCAUCGAGGGGGGAAACAGAUUGAAGGGUGCCCGCUGCGUACUGCACCUCUGCCCUCAGGUAGCGCCCAGGGCGUCACGGCUGAGCUGAGCCUUUGGUCUGCACCGGGACAACAGGCCAUCCUUCAUCCUUCAUCCUUCAACAGAACCAGAGCUGCACUGCAUCUGCUAACAUCCAGUCAAGGUUUUGCCUCUGAGCAUCUUUGCCUCGUAACAGUUAUGUCAAAUCCAGUGGGCAGUUUAUCAGAAGACACAGUGUAUGGAUCCCGGAUCGGGAUGACAGAGGACCCCCUCGCCAUCCUGGAGCGAAACAGAGGCUCUGGAGAACCCUGGGACAUGGUGGAGACCAAACCAAGCGUGGAAGCCCUCGAGCGGGGUAUACCAGGCCUCUACCUCUCCUGCUUCGACAUGCUCCUCACUGAAGAAGCCACCUGGCUGGUGAAAGUUUCAGAGGCCUCCCCAACGCUGGCUGUACCCAUGACACGCAUGGAGCCCCAGGAGGAACCAGAGCAGUGCCCAGUCAUAGACAGCCAGGAACAGGGACUCUCUCCUGGGCUGGAGGGCCAGGAGGAGGAGCGUUCUCUGGAGCAAGUGCAGAGCAUGGUGGUGGGAGAAGUGCUGAAGGACAUUGAAACUGCCUGCAAACUGCUCAAUAUCACCCCAGACCCUAUAGAGUGGAACACAGGGAAUGUCCAGAAGUGGCUGCUGUGGACCGAACAUUUGUACAGGUUGCCACAUGCAGGAAAAGCCUACCAGGACUUGACAGGAAAGGACUUGUGUGCAAUGAGCGAGGAGGAAUUCCGCCAGCGCUCGCCACAGUGUGGAGACACGCUGCAUGCACACCUGGACAUAUGGAAGUCAGCUGCCUGGAUGAAAGAGCGGUGUUCAGUUGGAGACACAAAAACUGCAGGUGGCGAGGAACUUUGGUCCGAGGCAGAUUCGUCUUGUUCAGGUCAGCCCAUUCAUCUGUGGCAGUUCCUCAGAGAACUCCUGCUUAAACCUCACAACUAUGGACGCUGCAUCCGCUGGCUCAAUAAAGAAAAAGGUAUUUUUAAAAUCGAAGACUCCGCUCACGUUGCGAGACUGUGGGGACUCCGAAAGAAUCGGCCUGCCAUGAACUAUGACAAGCUGAGCCGCUCCAUACGUCAAUACUACAAGAAGGGCAUCAUCCGCAAGCCUGACGUGUCUCAGAGACUGGUGUACCAGUUUGUUCACCCAGUAUGAGGCACAACAUAGUGGGAGGAGGACAAACAAAAAGGACACGCUGUCUUACCACCAUGCACUUAAACACCUAAGCCUGAGAUGAAAAGGUGACAUGGAACACGUGCACUGACCAACCCCAAUGGUACACACUUCCACUGCCAACACUGAAGCAACAGCUGGCAGCUGCUGCAUGAAGGCUUAUCUGUGCAUGAGCCGAGAAGAAGAGACAAAACAAUGUGGCUGUUGAGGCUUUUUUCCUGCUGCAGAAUAAAACAACAACACAUUAAAAAAAGAAGAAAAAAGAAAUUAGUAAAUGAACUGCCUUGUCAUUUGCAUGAUCUGCCUGUUUAUUUUUCCAUAAUGUGAUUCUUAAUUAUCAUUAACUCCAUUACCCCAAACAGUUAGAGCUGAUCGCUCUUAUGUACAGGCUUCAGGAAAACGCCCAUCGCCCACGCACAGCUACAUUUGCUUUGUCUUUUUGUUUCGCUCAUCUUGACCACUGUCUCUGUUUGAAUUAGAGCCGGUUUCCCUGCCAUAGCUGAAAAUGUGGCUAGGAUUGUUUUGCUUCUUUUUUGGGUUUGGUCCUGGCUGUUAUAUACACAGUCAGCCAGUCUGUUAUCUGCAAGGUGCAGACAAGCAGACUUUAGUAGUUUGCUGAAUCUGGUUUCAAGCCUUUGGAGGACCCUUAAACCCUUCUGUGACUGUACUGAUAAUGCCACUUGCUAAAUGUGAUUUUCUAAAGUGUAACUUGGUAAAGAGUGAUGCAUUCCUUUAAUAUUGUUGCUGAGAAGCCCUGCUUUAUAUAUAUAUAUAUUUUAUGCUGACAACUGCGGUUUGUACUGCUGUACAAUAUUUUGCAUUUCAUGUUGUGGGUGUUUUAAUGUGGAGACCCAAAGUGUUAGAAAUAAAUUAAACAGAUAUUUAUAUAAAAUAAAUAAUCAUAUAAGUAAAUUCAGACAAAAUGUAUUAUAUAACUAUGAAAGUGUAAAACAAUGAAAUUAAUUUUUAGCUUUGUCAGCAGUGUGGCUCUACGGAUAGCAGUGAUGGUCUGUCAAUUUUGUACAAACAUUCUCGUCCCCUCGUCUGGAUGAGUUGUUAGAACGUUUAUAAUCCCUUAAUGUUUCAUCUAGCGCCAUCACCAGGUCAAUAUUUAAGUUUGGCUGCAAAUCUAAUAAUAUUCCCAACAGCCUCAGCUCUACUUUGUGCUAAUUUGUCAAUGUUACCAUGUCAACACAAUAAACUAAGAUGGUGAACAUGGGAAACAUCAUACCUGCUAUACAUUAGCAUGUUAGAUAGUAGCAUUUAGCUCGAAGCACCACUGUGGCAAUUCUCCUUACUGCCCCUUACGUUACAGUAGACUCUUAAACUCUGCUCAUCAUCAUCGUCACUUAAAGUCUUUCAACCAAGAAAAAACAGGACAGAAAAAAGUGCUGGAAUUAAAUAAACAUUACCUGGUAUAAACUCUUUUAUUUUGAAAAGAAGCAGGUUGAAAUAUAAUUACACUCCAGAUUAUUUCACAAUUUGUUUGUUAUGUAUUUUGUCUGCAUUUAUUUAUAUGGAUAUUUAUUUCAUAUUCUUUAUAUGUAAUACAUUUUUAACUCUUUGGGGCUGCAUAUUUUACACUCAGUUCUUACUACAGUGCUUAAUGUCUGCCUGAGCAAGGAUAGGAUAUCCAAGCUUCAAACAGGGCUCAAUAAACUUUAUUUUUAAAAUGAACGUGGAUCUGUAUGGUGUCUCUAACUAAUAAAGGGUUUGUAAAUUCAGUUACAUGUACUUUGCAGGCUUAACCUAACAGUUAUUGGAAGGCUCGACAAUCAUUUGAUAAUUACUUUGCAAUUAUAAUUAAUAAUUACUUUUCACUACGUGUUUGUUUCUA